Xyrauchen texanus (razorback sucker) is the source of this 3852-nucleotide messenger RNA. RefSeq names its product TBC1 domain family member 12-like. NCBI's taxonomy places the organism in Eukaryota, Metazoa, Chordata, Actinopteri, Cypriniformes, Catostomidae. The record is from RefSeq and is a predicted model, not a curated record. Bases 387 to 2678 code for a protein of 763 amino acids. The transcript has 15 exons.
AUGGCUGCGUGCGAAUCGCGGUCAGGAUACGGUCAUCUACCGGUCUGAUACAGGAAAGCCUUCAUGGUUUAAUGGGCAUGUCUAUUGACCCAUGUUUUUCGCUUGCUGUUAAUAAAUACCACAUUGUUGGUAUAUGUUGAAGGACAGUUUAAAUAGAUAUUAUACUGAAAGAGCAGCGGACUCGAGCAUUAAACUGCACCGCCUUGGCUUGGCUUUGAUUCCAGGAGAGGAUUUUGAACGAGAUGGAAAAGAUUGAGGAUGUACCUGAACAAAUAUAUAAUUUUUAUAUAUGAGAACAAACUGGGAUAACUACUUUGAUCAUUGGAUGUUUUAAAAGGGGACGACAGCAGAGUUUAUCGCUGCUAUCAGGGAUCGUUCUACAGCCGAUGGGUUAUCCACCCAGUGGGGACCAGAAGAGCAGUGUCAUCUCAGAGCGUUCUGUAGAUUCACUACUGAAGCUGAUGGUGGAGUCAUUUUCCUCUGGAGGCAGGGGUGCUGAGCCCAGCAUCACUCAUGUUACAGAUAGGCAAGAGAACAUAAUGCAAGGCAUGUUCUCUCAUACUGAUAAAUCGCAGAGAGAGAAGAGCCACCUGCAUAGAAUACAGGACCAUGAUCUCCUGUGUUCUGGUGCAGAAGGUCAGUGUGUUGAAGAACAGCAUCAGCAGGAGUGCCCAGGCAUGGACUGUACCACUCCAUGUGGCACAAAGCUGCCAAAUGGACAUGCAAGCCACAAUGCACAUAAAGUUCCUAAGUCAUCUCAACCUGCGGGAUGUGUAGACUUUAUUUUUAAAGACAACAAUGUGAUAGCAAACGGUGAGCUAUCGGAAGACUCCAGAGAUUUGAGUGUUGAAGUCGGAACAAGUGAGGAGAAUAUCAGAACUUCCAUGGCAUGCGCUCUCUCUGAAUUGGCCACAUCACCUCAAGAUGGUGAUGAAAAUAGAACUAUAGGAUCAGAACUUGUUUUGAAUCCCCAGAAUUCAGUGUUUAAUCAAGCCCUUGAGGGUGACACCACAAGUUUUCAUGAAUCAGAACCGCACUUUACCAGGAAUCCAUCAGGCAGUCCAUCUGCUGCUUUGACGCAUUCUCUCAGGAAGUUUUCUUCUAGCACUUUCUUCAACGCUAACUCUAGACAGAGUCCAGAUGAUGACGAGACAUUUCCCUCAUCAGACAAACAUGAUGACCUAACGUUAAUGGACAUGACUGCCAGGAACACCUACGAAAUUAGUCGGCGUCAGAGUGCCCCAGACAACAUCCCUGGUGUAUUGAGUGUUGCUUCCACAGAUCUGACUCGGAAGCAUGGCAUCUCAGAGAUCUUUAGCAGAAGUUUGUUCUCCAGAAAACAGAGAGAGGCCCAGAGUGCACCGGGAUGGAAACUUUUUGGAAAAGUCCCACUGAGAGAGAGCCCCCCCAAAGACUCCAGAACCAUUCAGCAGGAAAGUAACCGAGGCAAUCUUACAUCUGUAUCUACACCCAAUCUCUUAAGCUCAGGGGAGUAUGAGGCCAAGGUGACUAAAUCCAGCCAGAGCCCCUCACUGCCUGCUCAGGGCCGACGGAAGAACCUGGAAUUCGAACCAUUGUCCACCACAGGGCUCAUACUAGAGGACCGCCCAGCGAAUCUUCCUGCUAAGUCGGAGGAGGAAGCCCAGCGCCACCGUCAGGAGUAUGAUGAAAUGGUGGCUGAGGCAAAGAAAAGAGAGUUGAAGGAGGCUCAAAAGAAGAAAAAGCAAAUGAAGGAAAGAUUUAAACAAGAGGAGUGCAUCGCUAACGCUAUGGUGGUUUGGAACAAUGAGAUCCUUCCCAACUGGGAGAACAUGCGUGGCACACGGCGUGUGAGAGAUCUGUGGUGGCAGGGUCUGCCGCCCAAUGUGAGGGGUAAAGUGUGGAGUCUGGCCAUCGGGAAUGAACUGAACAUCACCUCAGAAUUGUAUGAGAUCUUUCUGUCACGAGCCAAGGAGCGCUGGAAGAGCUUCAGUGAGACAGAGUCAGAGGUGGACAGUGGGGCGUCAGUUGCUGACCGGGAGUCCAGUCUGGAACUGAUAAAGCUGGAUAUCUCUCGCACGUUUCCUUCACUCUUUAUCUUCCAGAAGGGUGGGCCAUACCACGAUCUCCUGCACAGCGUGUUGGGUGCUUACACCUGCUACAGACCAGACGUGGGAUAUGUUCAGGGCAUGUCCUUCAUCGCUGCAGUGUUGAUUCUCAAUCUGGAGGAGGCUGAUGCUUUUAUUGCCUUCGCCAAUCUGCUCAACAAACCCUGCCAGUUGGCUUUCUUCAGAGUGGACCAUGAGCUGAUGCUGAAGUACUUUGCAGCAUUUGAGGUGUUCUUUGAGGAAAACCUACCCAAACUUUUGAAUCACUUUAGGAGUUACAACCUCACCCCUGACCUGUACCUGAUUGACUGGAUCUUCACCCUGUAUAGCAAGUCCCUGCCACUAGAUGUGGCGUGUCGGGUGUGGGAUGUGUUCUGCAGAGACGGGGAGGAGUUCCUCUUCCGCACAGGGCUGGGAAUCCUGCGGCUCUAUGAGGAAGUGCUGCUGCAGAUGGAUUUCAUCCACAUCGCUCAGUUCCUCACCAGACUGCCAGAGGACACCCCCCCUGAACGCCUCUUCAACUGCAUUGCCAACACCCAGAUGAUCAGCAGCAACAGGAAGUGGACACAGGUGUUUAGUGCCCUGGUGUAGGAUAAAGAAAAGGAAUAAAACAGCAGUCCUUCAUUGAGAAACUCUUGAUGAAUACCAAUUUAAGCUUGAUUAAAUGCAAAUGGAACGAUUAAAACAGAAUAUUGAAUAAAAAAUGACUCCUGCAGCAUGAAGAAAAACUUGAUAAACUUUAUUAACCAUUGCCAGUAUUUCUGAAGAUUAAAAAAUGAUUUUAUCAAAUGAAAUUGCAUCCUGAAAAUGAGCCUUUAUGAGAAAAUACUCCACCAGCUUAAUCGUGUACUGUACUUGAUACCAGCCUCACUUUAAUGCUUUUUUUUUUUUUUAAACUUCCUCUUUAUUGAGAGGAGGUUUCAGAAAAUAUAUAUGAAAAAAUGACUGACUGGUGCAUAUAAUAAUAAUAAUAAUAAUAAUAAUAAUAAUAAAAGAAAUAUUUAUGCUAAAGUUAUUAUUUUGAAGCAUUUCAUUUGGAGUCUGUUUAUGCACUUGGAGUUUUCAUAUUUGAUAUCAACACUAUUAAUAAACUGUUAGGAGUCGCCAGAGAAGAUUUGUAAAAAAGAAAAGAAAAGUGAUGUUGUUUUCUUCGGCAGUUUUGUUUUAUGGAGAGAAAAAGACCUUAAUGAAGUGCAAUAGAAAUUGUAAAAAUAUGUAUGAUGCAGUUAAGAUUGAUCCGAGCAUAUAUGCUGAAAUAAUGCACAUAGGUUUUUAGGUGUUGCAGAACAAUCAUUCUAUCUGUUACAGUCAACAUCCCAUUGUGUGAUUUUUAAUUUGUACUUUUAAAGCACUAAUGUUUAGCUUGAAAGUAAAUCUUACUAACGUAUGACAGUAAAGUGCACAGGCUCUAUGUGAAUGAUGGAUAAAGAGGUUUAGAAUUUAGAAUUACAAUACAUGUGUAUUGUAUGCAUAACAGUAAGUGGUGUAAUUAUUUGUCUGUUUCUUUUUCUGUUCAAUUAUUUGACCAAAGGCAUUGUUAUCCUGGGAUUUCACUCCAAUAUUUGUGAAUAUGGAGUCUGGAAAGAUUGUUUGAUUUGGCUGUACAUUGCAUCUUGAUGAUAAAUGAUUUUAAAAUGUAAAUUGUAUCAUUAAUUCUGGAUUUGUUUUCUACACACUCCUGGUUUUAUUGUACAGUUUUCAUACUGAAGUGAAGAUGUAUUGUAUAUAGACAACAUACUUGAUACCAUGAAAUUCAAACGUGUAA